This is a messenger RNA of Phoenix dactylifera (date palm), 1917 nucleotides long. The record is from RefSeq and is a predicted model, not a curated record. Lineage: Eukaryota; Viridiplantae; Streptophyta; Magnoliopsida; Arecales; Arecaceae.
CUUCCCUUCUUCUCGUCUCUCUCUUUUCCCUCUCUAUCUUCCUUCAUCACUAAAAGCUCUCCUCCCUCCUUCACUCCAUACCCAUCUAUCUAAAUGGGAGAAGGACGGAAAGGAGGCGGCGAUGGUGGAAGCAUUCGCGGUGGCGAACGUGGGAGCCGGUCUCUCUUUGGGGAGGCCAGCAGUCUUCCCCGGCCAUCCAAGUUCUCCUCCCUCGUGCACUCCGAUCCCCUCAUCAAGUCAACGAGCGAGGAGGACUUCUCGACGCGCGCCAGCUCCGCCUCCGCCGCCAGCCCCGGGUACCACUCCGACCGCAGCAGCAGCACCACCAACCCCGGCCCCACGUCCUCCGCCGAUAGCUCACCCUUCCACACCUCCCCUUGGUCCCACCAUCAUCCCUCCUCCUCCCCCUGGUCCUCCACCAACCCCUUCUCUUCCAGUACUGACGACCAAGCCGACUCCGCCCCCGCCACCGACCUCUUCCCCCCGGGCACCGGCCUCGUCGGCUCCCUGGUCCGCGAGGAAGGCCACAUCUACUCCCUCGCUGCCGUCGAAGACCUCCUCUACACCGGCUCCGACAGCAAGAACAUAAGAGUCUGGAAGAACCAGAAGGAAUUUUCUGGCUUCAAGUCAACCAGCGGCCUCGUCAAAGCCAUCGUCAUCUCCGCCGACCGCCGCAUUUUCACCGGCCACCAGGACGGAAAGAUUCGCGUAUGGAAGGUCUCGCCCAAGGAUCCUCGCGUCCACAAGCGCGCCGGGACGCUCCCCCGGCUGAAGGACUUCCUCAAGAGCUCCAUCAACCCGAGCAACUACGUUGAGGCCCGGCGGCGCAACCACCGGUCGGCGGUGUGGAUCCGGCACUCCGACGCCGUUUCCUGCCUGACGUUAAGCGAGGACCAGAGCUUGCUGUACUCCGGCUCGUGGGACAGGACGCUGAAGGUGUGGCGGCUGGCCGACUCCCGGUGCAUCGAGUCGGUCAACGCCCACGACGACGCGGUCAACGCGGUGGUGGCGAUGGCGGGGCUGGUGCUGACGGGGUCGGCGGACGGGACGGUUAAGGCGUGGCGGCGGGAGGGGGGGAAGAAGGCGGGUGUGACGCGGCACGUGGCGGAGCAGACGCUGGUGCGGCUGGAGGUGGCGGUGACGGCGCUGGCGGUCAACGCCGGGGCGGGGUGGGUGUACGCGGGGUCGUCGGACGGAGUGGUCAACUACUGGGAGAAAGUGAACAGCGGCGGCGGGUUGACCCACGGUGGGGUGUUGCAGGGGCACAAGGUGGCGGUGCUGUGCCUGGCGGCGGCGGGGAGUUUGGUGUUCAGUGGGUCGGCGGACAAGACGAUCUGCGUGUGGGGCAGGGAGUGUGGUGGGGGCCACGCGUGCUUCUCGGUGCUGACGGGGCACGCGGGGCCCGUGAAGUGCCUGGCGGUGGAGGCGGACCCCACGGAGGGUGGGGCCCGGAGAUGGGUGGUGUACAGCGGGAGCCUCGACAAAUCCGUCAAGGUGUGGAAGGUGGCGGACCCCGGGAUCGGGCAGCAGCCGCAGCAGGAGGAGAAGGAGUCGGACGCGUCGUCGUCCUACAGCCACGGGGCCCGGACACGUUUCGAUAUGUUUUAAGGGCAAAAGCAAAAGAAAGAAGAAAAUGUUGGUGCGAGAGCCGUGUAGCUUCUCCAUUUUGUAUUUUUGUGAAACGGAUAGGAUACGUUAUUUAGUGCUAACCUAGAACGUAUUGAAAUUGUACACGAGACCAGAGACACUUGCACCAACGCAUGAGGAUAAUGUUUUUAUUGUUUUUGAUAAUUAAUACCGUCAGAUGUCUCUAAUGAACUCACACUAAGAGUGACCAUGGGAAGGAUUCUAAUAAGGGCCCUAAUGAAGAUGAAUUGUAUUAUAACAUUGUUCUCAAUGAUGCAUAUGUUUUUUCCA